This is a messenger RNA of Scomber scombrus (Atlantic mackerel), 1895 nucleotides long. RefSeq names its product NADPH oxidase activator 1 (gene noxa1). Lineage: Eukaryota; Metazoa; Chordata; Actinopteri; Scombriformes; Scombridae. Gene Ontology annotation, molecular function: superoxide-generating NADPH oxidase activator activity; protein binding. Bases 68 to 1678 code for a protein of 536 amino acids. The transcript is spliced from 16 exons. Gene Ontology annotation, biological process: superoxide anion generation. The record is from RefSeq and is a predicted model, not a curated record.
AGCAGGUAGUGAAGCAGAACUGGACACUGAUUGAAUUCUCACUGGCAUCUUAUUCAGGAGCAAAAGAAUGCUUUACACUGACUUACUGCGGCUGUGGGAUGAGGAGGUGCAGGCGAUGGAUGCCAAGGACUGGCUGGGGGCUCUGGCUAAACUUGAGGAGAUCAGUGAACACACGUCUCGCACUCUGUUCAAUACUGCCGCCGCUCACCUGUGUCUGGGACAGCUGGACCUGGCCUUAAAGGGUUUAGACAUGACCAUUGCCAAGGAUGAACGUCUCGCUGUCGGCUUCUUCCAGAGAUCAGCAGUGAUGAUGCAGGUUGACAGGUUGGAAGAGGCUCUCUCAGACUGUAUCUGGGCCCAGAAGCACAUGAGAGGAAACACGGUCAUCGACUACAAACAGCUGGGACUGCGAUUCAAACUCUACAGCUGGCAGGUGUUAUAUAAUGCAGCAGCUGUGUACUGUCGGAUGGGCCAGUGGGAGCAGGCCAGGAAGGUGCUGCUGUCAGUGUCUCAGGAGAGAGGAGGAGGUCGAGGAGGAAACAUAGAGGUGGCUUUAGACAGUAUCACGAAUCAGGAGGUCCUGGCUCCUCUCCUGGUGCCUGAGGGUGUGGUGUUUCGUCCAAGGAAACAGGAUGUGGAACAGCUCAAGCAGAGAGACUUUCUGGGCAAAGCAAAGGUGAUUUCCUCCAUGAUUCCUAAUGAUGAUUUUGGAGGCUUUGAACCUCUCAGGAUGCAGAAGCCUGGUUUCUAUGAGCCCAAAGUGGAUGGAGCACAGGAUUCUCGAUACAUGCGUAUGCAGGUUCCUUUCAUGGCUCGGGGUCCGGGCCAGUUGACAGUGCCUGGAGGGGCAAUGUUAUUUUUAUUCGGUGAGGAGGACAGGGAUGGGAUGGCAACUGUCAUAUAUGAUGGACAGAGAGGACUUGUACCAAUGUCCCUGCUCGAGCCCGCAGAAGUCAAGACAACCAAAAGCAAAAAGGAAAAGAGAGUUCCCAACGGGAUCCCUCUCCCACCGGAACUCAAGCCACCCACUCGCCCAAAGGCCCAGUUCAACACUUCAGCUCCUCCUCGGGUGCGUUCUAUCUCAGACACUCCACCUCCAUCCUACACCACUGCCACCCACGCACCGCUGCCAGCCUCCGAGCCUCCUAAGUACACAGCCAACGCAGCCAGCGACCAGAAUCCCAGCUCAUCUCAGGGAGCAGAGGAAGAAUCUGUGGUGGUGAAGGUCCACUACACGUACACCGUGGCUCUGUCUGUCCCUCUGGACACACCGUACCAUGAGCUGAAGGAACAAAUCGCACAAAAAUUGGGCCAGCCGGCAUCUCAUCUGCGCCUCAGACAAAAGCAGCAUGGCUCACGGGUGUUGGUUCCUCUGUGUGGGGAGGUGGAGCCGGGCGGCACCAUGCAAGAGGUGGCCGAGGCUGGCAGAGCUACUCUGUGGUGCCAGACAGAAGACCCCCUGGCCAACCGUACCAUCCUCUACCAGAUGGUGGCGCUGUAUGACUAUGCUGCUCAGGGCCCGGAGGACCUGGAGUUCAGCGAAGGGGAAACCAUCGACAUCCUGGGUGAAGUUAAUGAGGAGUGGCUGGAGGGACACUGCGCAGGAAAUAUAGGCAUCUUCCCCAGCUGCUUUGCCUACAGGGAGAACGCCGACAUCAGUGAGACCUCCCAGUUAUAAAAGCAGAGCGUGUCAUUGCGGAGUUAUCUCAAACCAACACAUUUACCUGUGCUGGCUAUUUACACCCUCCAAAGAAGCACUGUAGAGUACCAGCACCUUUAGAACAGCUUACAGUGCAUCUACUGACUUUAUCAUCCUACUAACACAUGUCUGAUAUGGCACCACUGUAAUAUUUUUGCAGUAUUUCUAUGGUCCUGAAACCUGCUGUAACUGCUGA